AUGGACUCUUCUUUUCUUGCUUCGGGGUGUGGCGUCAGGGCUAGAGCAGUGGAGAGGCUUGACAUUUCACCUUUUGUGGCUGCUUCUCCUGUUGGUAGUUGUACCUUUGAGAGGAGGCAAUCAUCUGAGACCCCUUCCACUUCUCUUCCUCGUGAGAGAGGGUGUCCAAAAAAGGACGCAAGCCCCAUACCUCAGAAGUGUAUUCUCCUCAUCUGGCUUGCUUCUCAUGAUGCUCUCCCUACUAAUGAGUGUCGUUUCAAGCGGUGUUUGACGCCUUCUUCUGAGUGUGUUUUGUGCCAUGAUGGUGACGAGACAGUUUUACAUUGUCUUCGAGAUUGCAGGGUGGCUAAGGAGCUUUGGAAUAGGGUGGGUUUCGCUGCUGCUAAUCCUUUGUUUCUCGUCCAGGACCAGCAUGUGUGGUUGCGCGAGCUGCUUGGAGACUCCGACCCUCUAGCGUCUGCUGCAAUAUGGUGGAUUUGGAGAGUUCGGUACCACUUUUGCUUGGAGAAUACGUUGAUGAAUCAUUUUGUAGUAGCGUCGAGUAUAACAAAUAUGGCGAGGGAUAUUCAGAGCUGCUUUGGAAUUUCAAAUGCGGGCCCUUCUUCUUCUCUUAGGCUUGUGCGGUGGCAUCCUCGAAACCAUGGUAGGUUGGUGCUUAAUGUUGAUGGUAGCGUUCGAGAUAAUCCUAGUAGGGGAGGGUUUGGAGGCUGUCUGAGAGGUGAUCUUGGGCAAUGGCUUGGGGGUUUCUAUGGCUUUCGUGAUGAUCUGAACAUUCUAUACCUUGAGCUUCUCGCAAUUUUUUACGGGUUAAGUAUGGUUUGGGAUCGUGGUGAUCGUAAUGUGGAGUGCCAAUCCGAUUCUCUUGAUGCAGUCACUCUUGUGAUAUCAAGGAUUUACUGA
Molecule: messenger RNA, 900 nt
Organism: Lotus japonicus
Lineage: Eukaryota; Viridiplantae; Streptophyta; Magnoliopsida; Fabales; Fabaceae
Exons: 2
Coding region: 1-900 (299 amino acids)
Molecular function (GO): nucleic acid binding; RNA-DNA hybrid ribonuclease activity
Source: RefSeq, a predicted model, not a curated record